GAAAUGAGAUGGUGAACUACUGAAUAUUUACCCAAAUACUGUUACUAAUUGUUAGUAAUGUAGAUUUGUUUUUAAGUUUUUCAGUAACGAAGAGGCUUAAAGAACUGAUUGCUGUGUAAUGGAGUCGUGACACCACCAAGAGACGACUGGACAAACCGUGAGCAGAUCAAGAGGAACAUGUUUACAAGACUCGGCCUAAUGUACAGUAGCGUCACCAUUCUGAAGAUCUACACACACACACACACACACACACGUUAUAUUAGGUAAGUUAAGAUGAGAAUUAAUUUAAAAGGAAAACUUGGUGGCUUGGUGGAGAGUAACAAUAUUAAGUCAGUUUUUCCUGUAGGACGCGGUGGUGUUAUCUAGCGACGUGGAUAGCGACGUGUAGUGGGAGACUCCGGUCAGUGUAGAACAUGUUAUGGUUGUUAUGGUGGGUGUUGUGUGUGGGCGGCGUGGGUGGUGGGCGGCUGAUCACCCCUCAUCCCAUAUUGGUUAGCCUGAGGGACACGCCCAUGUCACCAAGACCUUCACUCAGAUCACAGCUACGAGCGGCGGCCACAGACUUGAGAGGCACCUCUAUCCUGCAGACAUCCAUGCAGAUCUGUACCAACAACAAUUCCAUCAAAUACUCCAACACGGAAGAGAGAGAUAAGAGACGAUUAAUGCGGCUUAUGUUCGGGCGUGAUGGUCCCCCUCAGGAUAAGGUGGUGGUCCUGGUGAAGAUGAUAAGAGAUAGUGCCUUCGCCUUCAUUCACGGCCUUCCGGUGCUGCUCCACAACACAACGGACUUGAUGUCUCCUAUGGGCGUGGUGACUGUGUUAGUGGUACACCCAACCACGGCCCGUGUCCUGCGUACCUACCAUCACCCAGCACUCGCCCACGCACGCCCACUCCACGCUUUCAUAGACUCACUGCAACCUGGGCGUCUUUUGGUCAUCGCUGGCUUGGUGGUGUGGCUUGACCCCAGCGUCAGGUUAUUCUUGAACCAGCUGGGGAACACCAUACCUUCAGGAGCCAGCAGGAGUAACGUUGUUUGGGCGUGGGUGGGCGUGGUCAAUGGCGGCACCUUGGGUCAAGUGGGCGGUGCUUGGGAUGUCACCUCCAAUUAUACCCUCACACUGGAGCUGUACGUGACCAGGACCCCAGACAAUCCUUGGUGUGGAGGUUUAUCCCACCCGCCCAGGGAAGAGAGUGGGCGGUGGGCGGCGCGGGCGGAGCUGUGCCAGGACUAUGAUGGGUAUGGAACAUGGUGCUCUUGUCCUCCUCCUCCUCCACCAGCACCACAGCUCCACCACAGCUCCACCACCACAAUGUUAUGGGAGGGGAGAGGAGCCCUGAAGGACGCCGUGACUAUAGUAUUGGCCAGCAGACCCGACGCACUACACAGGUUAUUGCUAUCAGUAAGAGCUGCAGGGGCGCCAUCCUCCUCCAUCAACGUCUUCGUCAGCGCCUCCUCCCAUGAACUACGUAAGGUGUGUGAGAGCCACGGGGUACAACUGGAGGAGACAGAUCGCUCCUCAGACUGUGAAGGACUCCACGUGACCCGCCUCUAUGAGUCCUCCAUCAUGACUACCCUCAUCCUCAGACCUAAGCACCAGUUCUUUAUUAUCCUCGAGGACGACAUGGAGGUCCUGCCUACUUUCUACAGGUGGAUGGCUCGAGGUCGUCGCCUGUUACAUACGUCACAGGAGUAUGUGUGUGUCAACAGCCUGAGGCACGACCAACCUUAUGCCCUGUACAGCUACCACCUCCCAGCGACUGCCCUCAACCAACACAACCAUACUAGUGGUGUCCUUCCUCAACAAGUCCUCAGCCACCUCAACCAUACUGCUGAAGGAGAAGGAGGUGGCAUCUGGCGAAGUGGGUCCUACCAUCCACAAGUGUCGAGGGAAGAGGAUGAUGUCUUGGUGAAGAAAUAUCCCAACCUGCAGGAGAAGAAGGCUGAAGAUGUGAGGGAAGCAGUGAGGGAGGAGGGCGAGAGGUCUGGGUGGAGGUUCAUGGCCGGGUGGGGAGCGGAGCGGCCAGUGGUGGAAGCUAUGAUCAGGUUUUGGCCUCUGGCAACUCGGGACGUUGACUGGCAACAUCUUCUGGAUUUCUGGGCGGGACUCUCACCUUGUCUCACGCCCGCACGCCCACACUCCCGUCACGCCCAGGGUUCGACAUACGCCCUUGGAGACGAUCUACCUCCUCUAACAUGAGAAGAAAUAGAUGUUGAUGUCACACUCAGUACAUCUGGUUUAUAGUAAUUGUUGUUGUUGUAUUAGUUGUAGAAGUAGUAAUGGUAUCUAUACUUGUACUAGAAGUUGUGGUAGUAGUAGUAGUAGCCAUAGUAGUAGGAGUUGGGUUAAGUUAGGUUAAUAUUAGGCUGGAUGUAUCUGGUGUUUAUAUAGUGAGAAACAUGGCUUCUGAUUGGUGAAUAUGUUAUAUAGAAAUUGUAAGACUGUCUGUGAUUGGUGAAUGAGUUAUAUAUAGAUAUUGUAAUACUGUCUGUGAUUGGUGAAUGAGUUAUAGGCAAAAGACGCCUGAUUGGUGAAUCAUAUACAUACAGAUAAGAAAACCCUGAUUGUGAUUGGUUACUCAGACCCAUAUACAAACAAAAACACACCUUCCACCCCCCCCCCUCCCUCAACAGGUGUAUCGUGGCCAGGUGUAUGAGAUGUAUACCUGUACUGUAUUUGAGAGUAAAUACUGUAUAUUGUAGUAUUAA
Messenger RNA from Homarus americanus (American lobster), 2707 nucleotides. RefSeq names its product protein O-linked-mannose beta-1,2-N-acetylglucosaminyltransferase 1-like. NCBI's taxonomy places the organism in Eukaryota, Metazoa, Arthropoda, Malacostraca, Decapoda, Nephropidae. The coding region runs from base 414 to 2198 and encodes 594 amino acids. Gene Ontology annotation, molecular function: beta-1,3-galactosyl-O-glycosyl-glycoprotein beta-1,3-N-acetylglucosaminyltransferase activity. Gene Ontology annotation, cellular component: Golgi membrane. The record is from RefSeq and is a predicted model, not a curated record. The transcript is spliced from 13 exons. Gene Ontology annotation, biological process: protein O-linked glycosylation via N-acetylgalactosamine.